Echinococcus granulosus is the source of this 795-nucleotide messenger RNA. Its product is annotated as Bestrophin-2. Lineage: Eukaryota; Metazoa; Platyhelminthes; Cestoda; Cyclophyllidea; Taeniidae. The record is from RefSeq and is a predicted model, not a curated record. Bases 1 to 795 code for a protein of 264 amino acids. Gene Ontology annotation, molecular function: chloride channel activity. The transcript is spliced from 6 exons.
AUGCUACCACCAGAGUCAUCAUCUUCACUGAUAGAAUGCUGUUUGAUAUUGACGAGUUUGACGUCUAAGUCCUGGGUGGCAGGCAGUCUCGCGUUAUGUGCGCGAACUUCCUCUAGCGCUGAAAUUGCUACUGCCACUGCUACUACUGCCCCUGGCAUUAGCGCUAACACUAGCACUAGCUCUGUUGCCUGCCAUACCGUAUUGAUGGAGGGUAUUUUAACUCAACGCGAGGGUGAUCUAAUCGACUCAACCAAUCCAGUUGCAGCCCAGCCCUUUCUUCCUCUGGUUUGGGCCACGGCAAUCUCAAUGCGUGCUGAAAAGGACGGUUACAUUCGCAACUCACACGCUCUGGUCAAUCUAAUUCAGGUGAUCAAUGGCUUCCGAGAGUCGUUGCUGCGACUGUUUCUCAUGGAUAAAGUUUGUGUUCCAUUGGUCUACACACAGGUGGUCACAUUGGCCGUAUACUCCUACUUCCUGUCAUCCAUAAUUGGUCGUCAGUUCAUCGUCAACACAUCCGACUACUCGGAGCCAUUCAGGAAGGACUACUAUGUUCCGCUGUACACGAUUCUCGAGUUUAUCGUGUACAUGGGAUGGUUGAAGUUCUUCGAGCACUCUAAAUUGGUGAUGUGGGGUAGUGUGGCAUUGGAAGGACGAGGCAACUCUACGUGCCAAAUGCGCCAACUGCCUCGGGCAAAUGCCGAGUUAUCGACUGCUGUUGGGAGGCGCUGUGGGCGCCUUCGUGACUCUGUGUGGAUGACCUCAAAACACACAGCGUUUUGCCCUCCUACCUGCUAA